Messenger RNA from Mizuhopecten yessoensis (Yesso scallop), 7351 nucleotides. Its product is annotated as adenylate cyclase type 5-like. Gene Ontology annotation, molecular function: adenylate cyclase activity. The coding region runs from base 262 to 3675 and encodes 1137 amino acids. The record is from RefSeq and is a predicted model, not a curated record. Gene Ontology annotation, cellular component: plasma membrane. Gene Ontology annotation, biological process: adenylate cyclase-activating G protein-coupled receptor signaling pathway; cAMP biosynthetic process; intracellular signal transduction. The transcript has 20 exons. Lineage: Eukaryota; Metazoa; Mollusca; Bivalvia; Pectinida; Pectinidae.
UGUUGACACAAAGCAACCGAUCGAGCAGUACAUGUAAUUUACAUAUGAAAGGUAUUUUGGCCUAUUGUGACGGCAAGUGGGACGAGAGGCACAUUUAAAACAUAUACUGAAGGAAUAUACCGUUAUGAUGUACUGACAUUCGGUUUCGUCUCUCUGACCCAGGUAAAUUGAAACACAGAAUGGGGUAGAAGAAACAUGUUAUGCCGGGAGAAAAUGACUCUACACCCAUGAGGCCAUAAAUGUAUCUAUUUAUCUAUCAUCAUGGCCAAAACACCUCGCAGCAGUAAGGUUCUGCCACAAAACAUGGCAGUUCCCAUUUCAAAUAUCCAGGAAAAUGGCAAUGUCUUCCUAGUUGGAAACAAAAAUGGUGACAUCAAAAUGACUUCCCCUGGCAGCUCGAGGCCAGGAACAGCCAAUUCAGGCACACGCAAAUCAGCCUGGGAUCGAGCACGGGAGAAGUACAAGGAGCAACAGGAACAAGUGAAACAUUUGUCGAAGGUGACGCCAAUCGUUGGGGACGACAGCGUAACUAGCAAACAGCACCUCGACCUCACAACUAUCGCCAGUGUUUUCAAAUCAAAAAGAUUCAAAGACAUCCAACUAGAAUGGUUGUUUCAGAGAUAUUUCUUCAAAUUAAAUCAGACGAACUUAUCAAUAUUAAUGGCCCUUUUCUGUGUAACAUGUGUCCUGUCUAUAAUUUCUUACUACAUAGGUGGCGCCACAUUACCGGCAAGGGGUGUUAACCUUGGGAUUGCUCUUGUAACGUUUGUAGUGCUGGAGAUUGUGUGUAACCGGGGGACGUUUUUUCAGCAGCAGAUGGUUGUGAUUUGCUAUAUAACCCUAGUGUUGCUUUGUGAGUUUGUAGUCCUUAUGUGCCUAGACACGGAUCCUUCGUCUGCCACCGAUUCCGCGUGGAGCACUGUCAUCUUUAUCUACAUGCUUUACACACUUCUGCCAAUCAGAAUGAGGCUGGCUGUCAUCAGCGGAAUGGGAAUGUCUGUGCUGCAGAUUGUCUGCUCAAUAGGGAAAAAUUACUCCGAUGUCUUUCUGUGGAAACAGGUUGUUGCCAACUCAUUUUUAUUCAUUUGUGCAAACAUAGCGGGGAUCUUUACACAUUAUCCUACAGAGGUGGCCCAGCGUCAGGCUUUCCUGGAAACACGCAAAUGUAUCGAGGCCAGACUGACAACGCAACGGGAAAACCAGGAACAGGAACGGCUUCUGCUCUCGGUAUUGCCCCGCCAUGUUGCCAUGGAGAUGAAAGCAGAUAUUGCAGGAAAACCCAAAGAUACUAUGUUCCACAAAAUCUACAUUCAGCGCCAUGAGAACGUAAGUAUCCUGUUUGCGGACAUGUGUGGGUUUACCCAGCUAUCGUCCCAGUGUACGGCGCAGGAACUUGUCCAGUUACUCAAUGAACUGUUUGCACGAUUUGACCGCCUGGCUGCGGACAAUCACUGUCUACGAAUCAAGAUCCUGGGUGAUUGUUACUACUGCGUCAGUGGACUGCCCGAUCCCCGUCCUGACCACGCUCACUGCUGUGUGGAGAUGGGGCUCGACAUGAUACAGGCCAUCUCAUUAGUUAGAGAUGUGACUGGGGCAGAUGUUAACAUGAGGGUCGGAAUCCACAGUGGGCGUGUCCACUGUGGGGUCCUGGGACUCAGAAAGUGGCAGUUUGAUGUCUGGUCCAACGAUGUCACCCUGGCCAACACAAUGGAGGCAGGCGGUGUUCCUGGUUUGGUGCACAUAACGGAGGAAACAUUGGGGUUCCUGAAUGAGUGUUACGAUGUGGAGCCUGGCAAUGGUGGGGAGAGGAAUACUUAUCUCCGUGACAACAAAAUCACCACUUACCUUAUCCGCGGGGAACAACAGCGGAUAAAGGAAAAGCCGAAAAUUUCCCCGAAGAAAUCUGCUAGGGGAAGACCACCUCAGGGAGGAGGGAAAAGUGCUGCAGCCAAGAGAAUGGGUUUUGAUGAUGAUCCUAAUGCCAAUAUUCAUCAAAAACUAGGGUUCGGAGAUCACUUUGAGUCCAAGAACCCAGAAGAUGAGGUUAACGAGUACUUAGGUCGUGCUAUUGAUGCCAGAAGUAUAGACAAGCUUCGCUCAGACCAUGUCACAGCAUUCUUCCUUACAUUUCGCAAGAAAGACCUGGAGGAAAAGUAUUCUAAGGUGCGGGACACCAUGUUCACCUCUCACCUUGGCUGUACACUCCUGAUGCUGAUGUGUAUUGCUGUCAUUCAGCUUGUCAUCUUACCUCAAUCAACAAUUCUAGCAAUAUUUUUCCCAUCGUGUUUCAUCAUUGUCAUUGUUUUGUUCCUGUUAGUCCUCUCCGAGUCAUCCCAGUACACGCCCAAAGGACUGCGGUCAGCCGCCACUAAGAUUGCGGUCAAUAAAUGGCUCAACCAGCUAGUGGCCAUGCUGGCUGUCUCUGUUCUCUUUGUGGCAUCCAUUUUCGCCAUGUUUUUCCUUGGAACCACUAGUUACAUUGAAUGUCUUUCAUCAUAUUAUGGGAUAUCCCAAUCCAACUUCACGAUAAGCUUGGUGCACUUGGCAAAUAUCACCCGGGUUACUGAAACCAAUAUUUGCCACCAAUCAGACGCGACGACACAUUUCCCUGAACACUUUACCUUCUGUGUUAUGCUGGCUAUGAUUGGCUGUGCGGUGUAUGUACAAGCCAGCAGUGUGUUCAAGUUAGUUGUUCUGCUUAUCAUGUUGUUUGGAUACUGUAUUAUUGUGGAGGUAUUCUUCGUCAAUUUAUACGACAAUCGGGACUUACUGUUGGUUGCAGAGAGUGGUAAAGAGCUCCGUGACCCAGUUUCAUUUAUCCCUCUCAAGUGGGAAACUGUAGCUGUACUCGUGGUGCUAGUGGGGAUACUUUUUGUACAGACACAACAGGUUGAGUCCACCUCCAGACUGGACUUCCUCUGGAAAGUACAGGCGACGGAUGAGAAGGAGGAGAUGGAAAGUCUGCGAGCCUAUAACAAGAGGCUUGUCACAAACAUCCUGCCAAUUAAUGUAGCUGAACACUUCAUGAAAAACACUUACAAGAAGGAUGAGGACCUGUACUACCUGGAUUCGGAGAACUCGGGGGUCAUGUUUGCCUCCAUCACUAACUUUUCCGAGUUCUACAUGGAGCUGGAGGGAAACAAUGAGGGAGUGGAAUGUCUCCGUCUCCUCAACGAAAUCAUUGCUGACUUUGAUGAGGUACUUGGGGAUGAGAAAUUUGGAUGUAUUGAGAAGAUUAAAACAAUUGGGUCUACCUAUAUGGCUGCAUCAGGACUGACCCCACAGACCAACUUCUCGGACAUGAGUCAUGUUGUUGCCCUCGCUGAAUAUGCCUUCGCCAUCCAAGCACAACUGCAAUACGUCAACGAGCAUUCCUUCAACAACUUCAAAAUCAGAAUAGGGAUGAAUGUGGGGCCUGUCGUCAGUGGAGUAAUUGGAGCCCGCAAGCCUCACUAUGACAUCUGGGGGAACAGCGUGAAUGUGGCAAGUCGUAUGGACAGUACCGGACUACCCAACAGUAUACAGGUGACACAAGACAUGCAUAACAUCCUAUCUGUCCGGGGGUACGAGCUCAAGUGCCGCGGCAUCGUCAAGGUCAAGGGCAAAGGAGAUAUGACCACUUAUUUCCUGACCGGACGUCCAGAUGGCAAAAGUCACAUGGUCAUGCAGACAUAAUGUGGUUGUUCAGAGCAAGAUGUGGCAGUUUAAUCAAAUUAUGUGCAAAGUGCUUUGGAUUUACCUGACAGGUUACUGCAGAUUUUUUAUGGUGAACCUCCGUGUUGUUUACAGGUGCAGAGUGUUCAUAGCCUGUGCAAUAGUUUUGACUCAUUUGACUUGUACAUUCAAAGGGAAGCAACUCUGGUCUUGAAAUAAAAAGUGACUGAAGUUCUAGUGAACCAGGUCGUAGAGUCAAGGGAGACAACUGGUGGAAUGAUCUCAUUCAUCCAGAUUAUAUUUUUAUGUAAAACUGUUCAACUUUUGUACAAAUUUUUAUGAGUAUGAUUGUGAGUACUUUAGUUCUAGAUCAGUGCCAUUACAGUUAAGUCACAUUUAUAAAUACAUUGAUAAAAAAAUGAAAAAUUAGGUAAAGAGUUUGCUUUAGAAAAAAACAAAGAAAAAUACUUUCAAAUCAGGAUAUUACUGAAAAGUAAUUAAUGCAAAUUUGUCAUCAAGGAUCCCACUGCACUGUUACUUUUUUAUGGCAUAUAGCUAUUAGCAAUAUGACUAUAGCUUAUCAUUUCUGUAAAGAAAGCAAUACUUUGAAGAACUUUUUUUUUUAAUUUUCAUUAAAUAGACUAAAUGAAACAUCAACAGUGUUCUGAGUGCAAAACUGCAAUGGGGCCAGUCAUAUCCCAACCCUGGACCUCCAAACCAUAAUAGUAUGUCUCGAGCCAACUGAGCUCCUUAACUUAGUUAAUGGUAGAAACAGUGAUGAUGGCCCAGUCGUGUUACAGUUUAACCCAAAACAAAGGGAGGUUACUGGUUGUACAGAAGACUACAGUGGAACUCUCUAGUAUUUUGCCUGAAAUGGGACAGGGAUCAUUAAUACUUGCAGCACAUUGAGUCAAGGUCAGACAUGUGUUUGGACUGCUGAUAUUCCCUGGCGUGUAGAAGGUGAAGGAGACAACUGGACACAGAAAUGAAUAUUGUUUCGAUCAGUAACAAAAUCACAGUUUUGUUAUGUCCACGAAUCUCUAUGUUUGCAGUACAUAUCGCCCUGGAAGUCUAGAACUAUUGUGAUAUUCUUUUUUCAAAUGUUGUUUUCCUCAAAUUAAUUUCCCCUAUAAAAUGACUGUAAACAAAAAAUAUAAAGAGAGGCCUAUGUUUAUAUUCCAGUUGAUUCUUGCAUUUUCUUUAAGCAUAUGUAUAUAUAUAUUUCAGUUAAAUUUUGCCCGUUAUUUAUGUAAUGAUUUUGUGCCAUGUUGAAUUCAUUCCAGCUAGUGUGUAGACUAUGUAUACUCGAAGUAAUUUUAUUUAACUUUAUUUUUAUGGCAAAAGUAAAAUGUUUUUUUGCCCUCUUUACAGAUAUGGUUGUAUGUAAUAAUCAAUUUAAAACAUGUACAUGAUUAAGGGCCUAAAACAAAUGAGAUUCUGUGAAUAUUUUGACUUGAUAUUUGAAGACUUAACCCAAUUUAAGGCCUGAGAGUAAAUAUUGAUAUGGUUUUGAAACAAUAUCUAUGAUUUAACCAAAAUUGAUUAUUUUUUUACAUCAGACACACAUUGUACCUUGCUAAUCAACAUCAAAGCAUGUACUUUUCUUAGGUGUGCGUUUAAGAGUUUCCAUUAUUAAAACCAGUAAAAAAAUUGACUGGUGCGAAUUAAAGGAAAAUAUUUUCUAUUUCUACCAGUAUCUACCAGAAUUCUGGGUUUGGUUUAGUCAAGCACACAUUUGAUUAAUACUGGCCCAAUAUUGGGGUUCAAAAUAGGUUGAUAGGUAUGCAUUAUUUCAUUAGCCCUAUGUGCAUACUGCAGCGUUUCAGUUAAAUUGCAAUCUGUUAAAAUAUAUCCCUAUGGGUAGCCCUUUAUUCGUAUUCUGCUAUCUGGAAAAAAAAUGUUUUUAAUAUAAAUACACUUUCAAUGCAUUUCAGGUGAUUACUAGUCAGUUAAUUUUCAAUAUAUACUUCUUAAUUAUAUUGUUGAUAUUUUAAAAGGAAUCUGAGGAUUUUUUGCAUUUACUGUUUCCAAUGAUGGAUACAAAUAUUUUUUUAUUGUGAUAUUUUUCUUCCGUGGUUAGAGAGAUGAAACAUAUAUUUUCAUUUUUCUGGUAGUAACAGCUACAUGUACCAGGCAUCAUGAUAUAUGUUUGUACAGAACUACCAUUAAUGUUCCAAAGAUGCAUUUCAAUCUUUUUAUGAAUUUACAACUGUAUAAUCAUAGUAAGAAAUGCAUCAAUUUAGAAAUUGAUAUUUUUAGAUAGAUAUUGGAGUGGAUUUCAUUCAUAAUUUUGUCGUCCAAGAGGAAAAUCUCACAACAGUUGUCACAAUAUAUGUUACAUGUAAUGUCUCACGUGUAUAUAUUUUCGUAGUAGAAUUUACGGUUUUAUUGUCAUGGUUACAAGCAAAAUGUGAUGUUCCAAUUAAAUAAGGUUUAUGAUUAUGUGUGAAAAAAAACAUACUCCUCACUUUUAAUAAAACAUAACAAAAAGUUUUGUCUUUCUUGCGAGUCAAAAGCCUGUUGAUGCCGGACUCAUAAAAGUGCUGUCUUUCGUGUGGGUCCAAAGCCUGUCGAUGCCGGACUGUUUUCGAAAGAAAAUAACUUGAGGUGGUUUUCAUGUCAGUCCAAAGUGUUGAUGUGUGACUGUUUCCGAUAGAACGUCAUACAUGUAGCUGUUUGUUUUAGUGGUUUAACAUCCCUUUCACUACAGAGAAGUUCGGUUAUCCAGGAGACGAAAACAUGAUAACUAAAAAUGUGGUAUUUCAUGUCGGUCCAAAGUCUGUUAAUGUCGGACUAUUUCCGUUUGUUUAUUUGAGUGGUUAUCAUGACGACUUAACUUGUAACCAAGUAAUUUGGACAUCCAGCAGAUGAAAAAUUAAAAACUAAAAGUAUGGUCUUUUGUAUUAGUCCAAAGUCUGUCAAUGUCAGACUGUUUCUGAUAGAACAUAACAACAAAGAAUAUGGUUUUUGUAUCAGUCCAAAGUCUGUCAGUGUCAGACUGUUUCUGAUAGAACAUAAUCACAAAAGGUGUGGUUCUUGUAUUAGUCCAUAUUCUGUCAAUGUCAGACUGUUUCUGAUAGAACAUUACAACAAAGAAUAUGGUUUUUGUAUCAGUCCAAAGUUUGUCAAUGUCAGACUGUUUCUGAUAGAACAUAAGAACAAAAGGUGUGUUUUUUGUAUCAGUCCAAAGUCUGUCAAUGUCAGGCUGUUUCUGAUAGAACAUAAUAACAAAAGGAGUUUUUUGUAUCAGUCCAAAGUCUGUCAAUGUCAGACUGUUACUGAUAGAACAUAAUAACAAAAGGUGUGUUUUUGUAUCAGUCCAAAGUCUGUCAAUGUCAAACUGUUUCUGAUAGAACAUAAUAACAAAAGGUGUGGUUUUUGUAUCAGUCCAAAGUCUGUCAAUGUCAGGCUGUUUCUGAUAGAACAUAAUAACAAAAGGAGUUUUUUGUAUCAGUCCAAAGUCUGUCAAUGUCAGGCUGUUUCUGAUAGAACAUAAUAACAAAAGGAGUUUUUUGUAUCAGUCCAAAGUCUGUCAAUGUCAGACUUUUUCUGAUAGAACAUAAUAACAAAAGGUGUGAUUUUUGUAUCAAUCCAAAGUCCAUUGAUGCCGUCCUAGUCUUGUUGUCACCCUGGUAACCCUGUGUGUAUAUAUACAUGUAUAUGUGUUUAAUAUCUUUGCCAUUUACAUAGAAAUUCU